This is a messenger RNA of Oxyura jamaicensis (ruddy duck), 1501 nucleotides long. It is a transcript of the gene DGUOK, whose product is annotated as deoxyguanosine kinase. Gene Ontology annotation, biological process: nucleobase-containing compound metabolic process. Gene Ontology annotation, molecular function: deoxyguanosine kinase activity; ATP binding. The transcript has 7 exons. Gene Ontology annotation, cellular component: mitochondrion; cytoplasm. The record is from RefSeq and is a predicted model, not a curated record. The coding region runs from base 33 to 785 and encodes 250 amino acids. NCBI's taxonomy places the organism in Eukaryota, Metazoa, Chordata, Aves, Anseriformes, Anatidae.
GUGACGUGCGAGGCGGGAGCGGCGGCGGGGAGAUGGGGCGGUGCGGGGCCGCGUUGCGCCUGGCGCUGGAGGGGAACAUCGCCGUGGGCAAGUCCACGUUCCUGCGGCUGCUGGGCAGGGCGUUCCCCGAGUGGCACCUGGUGGCCGAGCCGGUGGCCCAGUGGCAGAAGGUGGCAGCGGGUGCCGAGGAGGCUUCCGGCUUUGGCAACCUACUGCAGCGGCUGUACCAGGAGCCAUCCCGCUGGUCCUUCACCUUCCAGACCUACUCCUGCCUGGGCCGGCUGAAGGCGCAGCUGGAGAGGCCAGCAGGGCCUGCGUCACCCGUGCGGGUGUUCGAGAGGUCUGUGUACAGCGACAGGUAUGUCUUCGCAAAGAAUCUCUUUGAGACUGGCCACCUGGACAUGCUGGAGUGGGCCAUCUACCAGGAGUGGCACUCCUUCCUCCUGCAAGAGCUGGGUGACCGUGCCACCCUGCAUGGCUUUCUCUACCUGCGGGCCACCCCACAGAGGUGCCUGGAGCGGCUGUGGCGGAGGGCGAGGGUGGAGGAGAGGGGCGUGCAACUGCUGUACCUGCAGCAGCUCCACACACAGCACGAGCGCUGGCUGCUGGAAAGGAGCACCAGGGUGCAUUUUGCAGACAUGAGGCACAUGCCCAUCCUGGUGCUGGAUGUCGAUGGGGACUUUGAGCAGGAUACAGCCAUGCAGGACAUCCUGAUGGCGCAGGUAGAGUCUUUUGUGAAGUCACUGCAAACCAAAACUGUGCCACCACACCCUGACCCCUGCUGAGCCCCACACCCCCAGAGCUACCAAACCCUACUGCAUGGACAAGGGAACAAACCUGGGUACUGCUCCAUUUGGGGGCUAGAGGUGUAUUCCACCAGUGGCAUGGAAUGCUUUUAAAAGAGUAUUGGGAGGUGCAGCGUGACACAUUGGGAGACCCAUGCUCUGCUGUGUUGCUGUCUCCAACACAUCUGUUGCUGCUCAGCAGGGAUCUACAGCUGCUCUGCAGCAUGGGUUGAACGUGCUGGUUCUAUUCCAAAUGAAAAAAUCUUUGUGCUUUUAUAUGUGUUACGGUUACAUCAAAACCCUGUUACUUUCUUGUUUGCCCUUUUUUUUUUUUUUUCCCCACAUAAAUUAAAACCAAAGCAUUGCAAAGCUCUUCUGUGCUUUGAACCAGGGAGGGACAUGGGGGGGAACUUGAUCCCUGCACUGGUCUGUAAGUUGAGGCUUGAGCGGGGGUCACCCCCCUAGUGCCACCCACAGAGGACAAAGUGUCCCAGGGAGGGUGUUGGCCCCAUCUCUCCCUUUCCUUGCAGCCCCCUUCUAGGGGAUGGUGCCAGGAUUGCUUUUCUGGGGAAAAUGUUUGGAAAGUUGCACGUGGGGGGAGUCUUCAGUCUCUUAAAUCCCCUUUUUCCAGGGCCAGGUGAUUUUUUUCCCCUAAGCGGCUUUUAGGGCCAGGAACAACUCCUGCAUCAAUAAAAAAUAAUAAUUAGUCAAAGGGG